Messenger RNA from Microplitis demolitor, 2929 nucleotides. RefSeq names its product polyprenol reductase. Gene Ontology annotation, biological process: polyprenol catabolic process; dolichol-linked oligosaccharide biosynthetic process. Gene Ontology annotation, cellular component: endoplasmic reticulum. The record is from RefSeq and is a predicted model, not a curated record. Bases 1156 to 2064 code for a protein of 302 amino acids. The transcript is spliced from 6 exons. Gene Ontology annotation, molecular function: 3-oxo-5-alpha-steroid 4-dehydrogenase activity. NCBI's taxonomy places the organism in Eukaryota, Metazoa, Arthropoda, Insecta, Hymenoptera, Braconidae.
UUUAUCUUUAUUUAAUAUGUUAAACACAACAACAAAACAUAUUGUUGCUGUUAAUAAUUAGACACACAUUGCAGCCCAAUGUUGACCUUGCUUACUUUGUUUAAUUCUGACUACUUAGAAAAUUUUUCUCGUUUGCUAUUUGCUUAAUUUUGUUUUCUAUAGUAUUUUAUGAUGACAAUUUAACAGGUUCUGAGUUUCUAACCGACAUGAUUUUCAUUAAAUUUAUCCUCUCUGCUACCUUCAUAAAAAAGUAUCAGAUACUAUCAGUAUUACGGUUAUUAAAACCGGUUACAGCAUGAAAAUAAAAUUUUUGAAUUUUAGGAACUAAUUCUCCUAUGAACGGUUAUCAGAUAAUUUUGUCCAAGCUUUUUUUUUUAAAUGAAAGCUCUAAAAGCAAAAUAAAGACAUAGACCCGAUGCUUUACUCUAUGAACUAGCGAAGUGUACUUCAAUUUUUUGAUAACUUCCAUUUAUUUACGAGAAAAUCUUGGAGAAAGUUCCCAUUUACCGUACAAGUGCAACAAUGAUAGUACCGUUUGUCCAGUUGAGUACCAGUAGAGAAUCAAGUAAAAACGCAUCUUAUGUAAAAUUUGUUUCAAGUCUUUUAAGAAACGUAAAAUGAAAUAUUUAUAUAUUGUCGUGGGAUUAUAAAUAAAUACGUCGGUAUAUCCACUACUGAAUCUGUCAAAAAAAGGAAUAGAAAAAAAAGGAUUUCGCAAUUUUUUUUUAAUAAACAAAAUUUUUUUUCAUAUUGUGUUAUUUUGAUUCCAAUAUAAAUUUCGUGACAAAAGGGAAUAAAUGUAUUUGAAGCUAUCAGUACAGUAAAAAGAAGAAAAAAAAAAUAUAUUUAUUCAUUCAUGAUAUUUUUUUAAGAGAAAUGAUUAAAACAGAUUUGCUUGUUAAAGUGCCCUGAUUAAAAGAAAUGAUUCAAAACGAUUAGAAACUAUUCAGAACGAUUUAAUUUUACUACUGUAUAGAAAUACAUUCAUCAUUGAGUAAAUUGUUUUGUUUAAUCAGGAUAUAUUCUUGAUUUUGCUUUUUGUCCUUUUAAGAGUAUAAAUGUACAAUAAAAUAUGUCUCAAGACAAUUUGAUGUAAGAAAAUUUCAUACUGGACUUGGGAUAAAAAUUAAACCUAUCUAAUAUUACGCGCUUAAGAUGGAUUUGAAUUUAAUAAAAUUUAUAUUUCUAUGCUUUGCUAUUGUUGUUGGAAUAACUAGCUUCCUGAUUCAUUUUGAUGAAAACUAUCUACCGAUAUUUUUAAGAAGAUCCUUUCGACACGGAAAAUAUGCUGAAAAAACUGGCCAUAAAAUCGUAGAAAAAUUUGAAGUUCCUAAGAGAUAUUUUUCACAUUUUUACGUAUUUGCUGCUCCACUGUCAACCACUGUAUUGCUCCUAUGUAUUUACAGAUAUUUUUACUCGGGCAAUCUUCCUGAAGUUAUUUUUACAAUUUUAGACAUUUUAUUCAACAGUUCUAGGAAAGCCCUUGUAACAUCAGAACAAACAAUUAUAGCAAUUACUAUGAUGACGAUACAAUGUUGGAAAAGAUUAUAUGAAACUCAUUGUGUUAGCGUUUACAGCGAUGCAAAAAUGAAUAUAAGUCAUUAUAUGGUUGGCUUUAUUCACUAUAUUGGGGCAAUAACAUGCAUAAUUGGUGAAUCAUCUGGAUUUGUAAAAGGUUCAGAACAUAAUUUUCACUGGAGUAAAUUAAACAGUAUUUGCAUUAUAUCCGCUAUGUUAUUUUUAUUGUCGUCCUAUGAACAAUUAAAAACUAAUUUUAUAUUAGCGGAUUUACGAAAAAACAAAAAAGGAGUGGUUGUAACUAAAUCAUAUAAAAUCCCAAAUGGUCGAUUUUUUGAAUAUAUUACAGCGCCUCUUCAAUUAACAGAAAUUAUUAUGUAUUUCACACUAACUAUAAUUCUUUGGCAGAGUUCAUCAUUCUAUUACAUAUUUAUCUGGGUUCUUGUUAAUCAGACUGAAACUGCUAUUUCAAGUCAUCGAUGGUACAAGAAGACGUUCAAAAAUUAUCCUACUCAUCGUAAAAUAUACAUUCCUUUUUUGAUAUAAACAAUUUGAACAUGUAUUUUUGUACAAUUUAAAGAUAAAAAUAAAAUUACACAACCAAUUUUCGAUUUUCAGGUUAGCCCCAAAACUUCCCGCUGUUUUUUUAGCUCUAUGAACUCGAAAACAUUAAAGUAAAUAUAUUUUUAAGCUCCAAAAUACCCUUGCUCCUCUGUUUUUUAUGAGCUUUUCAAGCUCAAAAGAGUUACGUUUCAUGUUAAAAUUGGGAAUUUCAGAAUUGAAAAUAUUUAAUAACUGAGCCGUUUUUAAAUAUUUAUCCACGAUUAUAUUUAAUAACAUAAAAAAGUAUGUUCAGACAGAAAUCCAUAUGAGUGACCAAAGUAAGGAUGUAAAUGAGUUCUGGCUCAUAUUAAAGCGUUAAUGUAUAAAACAUAAAAAAAAAAAAAAAUAAUGAAAACUGUGUUUUUUUAAUUGUUUUGUUGACAAUAUUAAUUGAAUUGAAGAAUGAGUUCGAUUACAUAACGUGGUAAUCGAAAGAGACCAUAAAGACAAGUUAAUAUGAUUUUGAAUACAUUUUAGUAAAUUAUAUUAUGAUUUACGUGGGAAAAAUGACAUAAAACGUUAUUUUAUUAAAUUUUCGACGCCGAUAUCUUUUGAAAUAAUAAACCGAUUUUGAUGUUCAAGGUAAAAAACUAAAAACUAAACAAAAAACUAAAAAAGUAGAUUUAAAAAAUGUUAAAAAAUCGAAACGUGCAUACCUCGAACGCUGAAAUUAAAUUAAAAAUAUAUCGCUCACAUUUUCCAUCGUGUUGAUGUUAUUUUGAUGCAGCCAACUAAUACAACAUACUACACUAAUAGUUUAAAAUGACUUUAUUAAAUGAAAGUAAAUGAGUGUAUCUUACGUGCGAGC